AUGGCCAUAGAUAGGACCCGUGGGGAAAUUCAACCUCUAUUGCCCAAUGGCCACAGAGUAAAGCCUCUGGAUAAAAGAGUCAACCCACUGUUUUUUCUGAUAGUGUGUGGCAUUACUGCCAUGGCAUUCGAUCUUGGAGCCUACAUGGCGCAAGCCCCUCAAACUGCAAUCUUUGAACAAAUCAUCUGCCGAAAACACCUCGAGGGUCGUCUCAAUAAUAUAGCUGAUGUUCCACUCAAAGACUUCUGCAAAUCUGAUCUGGUGCAGAGUGAACUCGCAUUGGUUUUAGGGUACAAAGAUGGGCUCGAUGUGCUGCCCACUCUUUUACUUUCACUUCCCUACGGAGUUCUUUUAGAUCAUUGGGGACGAAAGCCUGUGUUAUAUCUUUGUGUUUUGGGUAUACUUCUUGCAGAGGUUUGGAUUAGGUUGGUUUGUUUAUUUCCAAGUGUCUUGCCUCUCCGCUUGGUUUGGUUUUCCUCAUUCUGGAAGAUAAUUGGUGGUGGUGACCUGAUGUUCUCAUCUGUGAUACUGACCAUGGUUGCCGACAUUUUCAAUGAAGAAGAAAGAUCAACGGCACUCUUUCGUAUUCAAUCCUGUGUGUUAAUCGCAGAGAUAGUAGCAACGCCGGUCAGCGCCUAUAUGAUGACAUUUAGUGAUUGGAUUCCCUACAACUUGGGGCUAAUCAUCAUGGUAAUUGGAGCAACUCCUUGCAUUUUUCUGCCUGAAACACUCAAAUACUCCAAAUCAAUGAGAGGUAGCAGCGAAGGCGGAGUGGACAACGAAUUGACCGAGCCUCUUAAAAAAACAAAUACGACACAAGAAAUCCUCCUUCGAGUGCACGAGUUUAAGGAUUCCAUUCGGUUCAUCUGGAACGAUAGCAAUGUCUUCUUGAUGGUUAUUGUUAUGUUUGUCUCCAUCUUGGGCAGACCACAAACGACAACUUUGCUUUUACAGUAUGCCUCGAAGAAGUUUGAUUGGAGCUUCGCCCGCUCUAGUCUUUUGAUCACACUGCGUGGAAUCUUCAGCCUCAUCAAUUUCCUGCUUGUCAUGCCGGUCCUUUCUGUCAUGUCAGCCAAGUACUUUGACCUGCAUGGGAAAUUCAAAGAUUGGCGCUGGAGUCAGAUUAUGGGAAUGCUGUCGGUCGUCGGUUUCUUAAUGAUCGGUAUAGCUCCCGUGCCAGCAGUCUUGACUGGUGGAAUGGUAGUCGCGUCUGUAGGCUCGGCUUUCGUAGUUACCAAUCUCAGUCUGAUAACUGCGCUUGUACGUCCCGACCAUGUCGGCACACUAUAUUCAGCCAUUUCCAUCUCCAGGUCUCUGGGUCAGCUAUUUGCAGGACCAUUCUCAGCUUACCUUUUCCAGCUGGGGAUGCAUCUAGGCUAUACAUGGAUAGGCCUGCCAUUUCUAUUUGCGGCGUUUUUCUCUUUUCUUGCAACUCUUGCAGUUUGGCGAACCCGGCUUUCGCGAUCAGAGGAUCAACAAUCAUCAUCAUAG
Messenger RNA from Penicillium taxi, 1491 nucleotides. RefSeq names its product MFS transporter. Lineage: Eukaryota; Fungi; Ascomycota; Eurotiomycetes; Eurotiales; Aspergillaceae. The coding region runs from base 1 to 1491 and encodes 496 amino acids. The transcript is spliced from 5 exons. The record is from RefSeq and is a predicted model, not a curated record. Gene Ontology annotation, molecular function: transmembrane transporter activity. Gene Ontology annotation, cellular component: membrane. Gene Ontology annotation, biological process: transmembrane transport.